GUCAUUGACAAAAUGGUUGGCCGCACUUAUACGUAGCAACCUUCCUUGCUCUAAUAUCACGAGACAUUUGGAGCUUUGAAAUACUCAUAUCAUAACACACCAUAACAAUAACGUUACUGCCUCAUCAUGCCACAAGAAACCGCUGCUGUUAAUGCCAACGCUAAUGCCGGCUUCUGGAAAGAACUCGACUCAUGGAAGACACCCGUGGCUAAAGAGGUCGGCCCUACAGUCGAGGUUGGAUCUAAAGCGCCCUGGUCUCAACACCUUCGCCUUCCAGACGGAAAACCUACUCUCGUGGUGUUUCUCCGUCAUUGCGGAUGCCCCUUCGCUGAAAAGACAUUCAGAGCUCUCGCCGACCUAUCCGAUAAGGUCCCAGGGGUCCAUUGUGUCGCCAUCUCGCACUCUUCAGAAGAGGCAACAGACAACUGGCUGCCCCUCGUCGGCGGCACCUGGAACGUCGAUGUUGUGAUUGAUGAAGAGCGGGACUUGUAUGCCAAAUGGGGCCUCGGAAUAUCAUCAACAUGGCACGCCGUUAACCCUCUCACGUUGUGGAACGUCUUCAGCCUUGGAAAGAAUGAGGGCAUCUGGAAUCGGCCAACUGAGAGUGGCUCACGGUGGCAGACGAGCGGUGCCUUUGCUGUUGAUCGAGACGGAACUAUCCGCUGGGCUCAUGUGGCGAGAACCGCUGAUGAUAUGCCGGAUCUCAACGCUGCUAUGACUGCGCUUGGACAUCCACCCCCUGAGAAGAAGCGCUACUCAAGGCAUGAGCACCAGUAGAACUACUAAUUGAAGCGGUUGAGCUUAUCUCAGUGCGCAUAUAUAAGCCCCCCAGAAAGGGGCUGUCAUGUGUCAAUACUAAGCACCACUGUCACCAGCAUUCGCAAGAUAGGGGCCAUCAAAGUCCAAUUAAUAUAUUUGUGUGGUGUUUAUGGGGUAUCUUGUGUCAUGAUGUAUUGCUCCAGUACUCGAACAAUACUUGAACCCGCCUCUUGCCCUGGCCUUUGGAUGAGAGCAUAAUGGCGAAGCAAAGACGAUGGCGGUGGUCCGUACAUGUUUCGCCGUCUAGAAAGACAAGACCAUGCUCAGCCGUCCAACCUCUAUGUUUCUUCUUCGUGAUGCAACAACAGAACACAUCCCGUCAGACCAGCCAGUGUGCAUGAUCUUGGAAGCUACCAAACCAACCAGCCCAACACUGCUCACCAUUUCUAGGGCCAGCAUCCCUUUCUGCUUGAGGCCUCCCCCCAUCUCCAAGAGGCCGAGUGGGUCCUGGUGUGUAGGUUGAGGAG
Messenger RNA from Fusarium verticillioides 7600, 1286 nucleotides. RefSeq lists its product as hypothetical. Lineage: Eukaryota; Fungi; Ascomycota; Sordariomycetes; Hypocreales; Nectriaceae. The record is from RefSeq and is a predicted model, not a curated record. The transcript is spliced from 2 exons. Bases 127 to 777 code for a protein of 216 amino acids.